UGCUGGGCCUGCAGGAUGCUGGCACGGGGCUGGCGGCGGCUGUUCACGGGGCGGCUGCUGCUGCUGACCAACACGGCGAGCUGCGGAGCCAUGCUGGCCACCGGGGACGUGCUGCAGCAGGCCUGGCACUGCCGGCGGCACCCGGGCACCGACCUGCAGCCAGCGCGCACAGGGCGGAUGUUCGCCGUGGGCUGCAGCAUGGGCCCGCUCAUGCAUUACUGGUACCUCUGGCUCGACGCCGCCUUCCCAGCGCGGGGCGUGAGGGGGCUCAGGACCAUCCUCAAGAAAGUCCUCAUGGACCAAGUGGUGGCAUCGCCCGCCCUGGGCGCCUGGUACUUCCUGGGCAUGGGCACGCUGGAGGGGCAGGCUCUGAGGGAGAGCUGGGAGGAGCUGAAGGACAAAUUCUGGGAGUUUUACAAGGCUGACUGGUGCGUCUGGCCCGGGGCUCAGCUCAUCAAUUUCCUCUUCGUCCCCCCAAAGUACCGGGUGAUUUACGUCAACGUGGUCACGCUGGGCUGGGACACGUACCUCUCCUACCUCAAACACAGGCCCGGCACCCCCCCGAGCACGGAGCACAGCCAGCGCAGGGCCGGGAUGUGAAGGAGCUGCUCUCAAUGGCAGCGUUUUCGGAGCCUUCUCCCCAUGGUGAGAUGUUUUGUGGGCAUCGCCGUGGUUCAAUCCCCCCCAUCACAAGCGAUGGUUGGAGACCAUCACC
Molecule: messenger RNA, 715 nt
Organism: Neopsephotus bourkii (Bourke's parrot)
Lineage: Eukaryota; Metazoa; Chordata; Aves; Psittaciformes; Psittacidae
Gene: MPV17L2
Product: MPV17 mitochondrial inner membrane protein like 2
Exons: 6
Coding region: 16-600 (194 amino acids)
Biological process (GO): mitochondrial ribosome assembly
Cellular component (GO): membrane; cytoplasm
Source: RefSeq, a predicted model, not a curated record